This is a messenger RNA of Exophiala aquamarina CBS 119918, 9570 nucleotides long. RefSeq lists its product as uncharacterized. Gene Ontology annotation, cellular component: extrinsic component of membrane. Gene Ontology annotation, biological process: mitochondrion organization; late endosome to vacuole transport; protein targeting to vacuole. The coding region runs from base 1 to 9570 and encodes 3189 amino acids. NCBI's taxonomy places the organism in Eukaryota, Fungi, Ascomycota, Eurotiomycetes, Chaetothyriales, Herpotrichiellaceae. The transcript has a single exon. The record is from RefSeq and is a predicted model, not a curated record.
AUGUUGGAAGGCUUGGUCGCAAACCUUCUUAAUCGCUUCUUGGGCAUGUACGUCAAGAAUUUCGAUCCAAAGCAGCUCAAUGUUGGCAUAUGGUCUGGAGAUGUCAAGCUACGUAAUCUAGAGCUAAGACGAGAAGCCCUCGAUCAGCUACAUUUGCCUAUCAAUGUUGUGGAGGGGCGCCUCGGAGAACUGACAUUGUCCAUACCCUGGUCAAAUCUCAGGGGCAAGCCGGUCAAAAUCAACAUUGAGGAUGUCUUUCUGCUCGCUGCUCCGAAAGAGGAAGAUGAAUACGACGCCGCGGAGGAAGAGAAGCGUACUGUUGCUGUCAAGUUAGAGAAACUCGAGAGCGCCGAGCUGUUGAAGGAACGAAACACCGAGAGCAUGAGUCCUGAGGAACAACAAAAAAAUCAGAGUUUUACUCAAAGCUUGGUCACUGCUAUUGUUGAUAAUCUUCAGGUCAGCAUCAAAAACGUGCACGUGCGGUACGAAGACUCCAUUGCCACUCCUGGCCAUCCCUUCGCAGUCGGCCUCACCCUGAAAGAGAUGAGCGCCGUGAGCACAGACUCUGAAUGGCGCCCAACCUUCAUUCAAUCCACUUCAGGAACGACCCACAAACUAGCGGUUCUCAAUUCAUUGGCAGUCUACUGGAAUAGUGAUGCCGAACUCUUUGGAACUGGAAGAGGUGGGGAUGUCGGUGCUGCUGCACAAGAAAUUGACAAAGACGACCUCAUUACUAAGUUCAGAGAGGGAAUCGAAGACACAGGCAACUCCCAAUAUCUCCUCAAGCCUGUAAGCGGGCGAGCAGGCAUCGAACUUGACAAGUCGGGCAAAGCCGAGAUCCCAAAGAUCAAGGCACGAUUGUUGUUCCAAGAGCUCGGUUUCAUUCUUGACGAAGAUCAGUAUCGGGAUGCAUUGAUGCUUGUCGAUCUCAUGCACUAUUUUGUGCGACAUCAAGAAUACAAAAAAGAUCAACCCCAGACGACCCCGAAAGAAGACCCCAAGGCUUGGCUCAAGUUCGCCGCAAACGCAGUCCUCAAUAAGAUCCACGACCGCAACCGAAGAUGGACAUGGGACUACUUCAAAGAACGCAGGGAUACUCGUCUAAAAUAUAUCGAGCUCUUCAAAAAGAAGAAGAAGGAUCAAAAGCUGACAGAGCAAGAGACCGAGGAGCUGUCCGACCUAGAAUUCAAGCUAAGUUACGAAGAUCUCCGGUUCUGGAGGUCACUUGCUCGCAGCCAGCUCAGAAAGGAAAACAUAAAUGCCCCCAAACCUGCACAGAAACAAACUUGGUCAUCCUGGAUCUGGGGCUCAAAGCCGGCCCAAGAUGACGGCGAGAAUGAAGAUGCUGGCAUGACAGAUGAGCAGCGUAAAGAGCUUUAUGAUGCAAUUGACUGGGACGAGAAGAAGGCUAUUGCAGACAGUGUCGACCUUCCUCGGGAAACCAUCAAAUUGCAGGUCGAAUCAAGCCUGAGGACUGGAAGCUUCACCUUGAAACGAGAUCCGCAUGGAGAAGCGAAUGAGAUCUUAAAGCUUGUUUUUGACAACUUCAAAGCCAAAGCUAUACAAAGACCGGACUCAAUUCUAGCCGAUCUUGCGCUUGGGGGUUUCCGGGUCUAUGACGGCACAACAGAAGGGAGCCUCUUUCCACAGAUCGUCAAGGUCAAGGGUGUCGAGGAACAAUCAAAGGACGACGUCAAAGAGGACAUUAGCACUCUAGAAGAACAGAGUAGUGACGACGGAGAGAUCAGAAGGAGACGAGAAGACGAUAACAGCUUGUUUCAUCUGCUGUUUGAAAACAAUCCAUUGGAUGGAAGUGCUGACACCAAAAUCUUUCUAAAACUUAGAAGCCUAGAAUUCAUCCACAACCCAAAGUUUGUUGUCGAGAUAGCAAAAUUCUUCAAACCACCUGAGCGGCAGAUGGAAUCAAUAGGAGCGUUGUUGCAGACAGCGGGAGCCACUGUUGAGGAGAUCAGGCAACAGACUCGAGCUGGCCUUGAGUUCGCACUGGAGGAGCACAAGACUAUGAAUGCAAAUUUCGACAUUCAGGCCCCUAUAUUCAUCAUCCCAGAGAGUAUCACGCGAGAGAGCACCCUGUGUAUGAUAUUGGAUGCAGGCCAUGUUAGCCUCAAUAGCGAACUUGUGGAUAAGGAGACAAUGCGGGACAUACAUUCCAAACAGAAGCAGCAAUAUACAGAGGAAGACUUCAAACAACUGGAAGGCCUCAUGUACGACAAGUUCCACCUAAAGCUGGACUCAACCCAAGUCCUGAUUGGACCGGGUAUCAAUGCCACAAGGUCUCAACUAGAAGCUCCCGACGAUACCAAGAAUAUGCACAUUAUCGACCGCAUUAAUAUGGAAUUCCUUAUCGAGAACUCAAUCAUACCAAAAGCUCCGGACAUCACCAAAAUCCGCAUCUCUGGCUCUAUGCCUGUCCUACAUGCCUCUAUCUCUGACAGGAAAUAUAAAAAUAUCAUGAGAUUGAUUGACGUGGCAAUUCCAAAAUUUGAGAACUCGACCUCAAACUCCAACGGGUCUCAAGAGACGACCGUACCUUUGAAAUCAACUGAAGGGUCUAAUUCUAAGAGAAAGUCAGUUGUGCUGCUUGAAUCUAAGGAUAAACCAGUUAUCGAGCAUGAUUCUGACUGCGAAGACGACGGGCAGAAGAACGUGGAGAAGAAGGAAAAGCCGGCCAACAUUCAUCAACGCAACUUUGAGAUCAAAUUCACCGUUGAUAAACUUCAAGCGUCACUCUUUAAAGCAGAUCCCGAAGAGAAGAAGCCAGACCAGCUUCUCGCCGAACUAGUUGCAGAAUACUUUUCCUUUAACUUCUACCUCCGCCCUUACGACAUGGCAGCUGAAGUUGUUUUACGCUCAUUGACUGUGGAUGAUCACAUUGAAGAUGAACCAUUGCCAGAAUUUAAGCAGAUUAUCUCUUCAAAGGGCUUCAAAGCCGAAGAAGAGAAAGACCUUUUCCAUGUCAAAUUCGUCAAGGUUAACCCUGAGUCCCCUGAAUUCAAGUCCACAUACGAAGGAAUUGCGACCAACCUCGAUGUCGCAGUGUCAACGAUCAAUGUCAUUGUCACCAGAAAGACGCUUUUGACGCUGCUCGACUUUGUCCUUACCACAUUUGCAGGCCCUGGGGACAAGCCAGUGGAGCAAGGCACCAAGAAGCUUGAAGGAGACAAAGAGAAUGAGGCUGAUCUCGACACAGUAACUCAGGCCAAACAGCAGCCAGAAAAGCUCAGAAUCAAAGCUGAAUUGACAAGUAUAGCGCUAAUUCUCAACAACGAUGGUGUCAGGCUUGCUACCUUGUCCCUAAACUCAGGUGAUGUUGGGGUUUUUCUUAACGCUGGUACAGUGCAGGUCAAAGCACGCUUGGGCAGUCUGUCACUGGUGGAUGAUAUCAAUCAAGGUGCCCCAGAGGAUUCGCCAUUGCGUCGGCUCAUUGCUAUAGAAGGGGAUGACCUCGCUGAUUUCAAAUACCAAACGUAUGACGCUACUCGGAAAGACUAUCCAGGAUACGACUCCGGUAUAUUCCUACGUUCGGGUUCGAUAAAGGUGAACUUCUUGGAAGAGCCAUUUCGGAAGAUCAUGGAGUUUGGUGUCAAGUUCGGGAAAAUGCAGGCCAUAUUCAAUGCUGCAAGACAAGCUGCAGCCAAUCAAGCUACGCAAGUUCAGCAAAGUGCUCAGAAAAUGCAUUUUGAUGUCGUCAUCAAAACUCCCAUUGUUGUCUUCCCAAGAGCCAUGGUUGACGAUCGACCCCGAGAUUUGCUCACAGCUUAUCUCGGUGAAAUCUAUGCUAGCAACAAAUUUGUUAGCAUCCAAGGUCAGAGAGAUGGACCAAUGGUCAAUAAACUGUCGGCUGGGAUACGUAACAUCCGCCUGACGACAGAAUUUCAUUAUGACGAUGACCAGUGCCAGGAGCUGGAGAUGAUCGACAAGGUGGAUCUCGAUUUCAAGAUUAGGUAUCUCGAACACCAGAGCGGUCUCAAAAGGCCAGACCUGGAGAUUGAUGGAUCAAUGUCCCCUGUCAACCUGCGAAUUUCACAAACACAAUUCAAGUUCCUGAUGGAACUUUCCAAAACAAUCCCGGCUGCUUUUGCUACUGAGGAGGAUUCUGAUGAGGAGAUUGCGGAUGAACUACCAGAAUCAAAGGUUGCACCAACACAUCCUACUCAAAACGACAAAGAAUCAGAUGAACCAUCACGGCCUACAUAUCAGGGACCGGAGCUUGGAUCCACCCACGAGACUUGGACCAAGUUACAUCUCGUCUUCAAAGCUCCAAUGAUAGGCCUUGAACUGAUACUAGCGGUAGAUGACGAAUCUAUCGAAAACUUUGAAGCUGCGAGCGUAUCGAAGUUUUCAUUGAAUGAUACCAAUGUCAAGUUGCGAAUGCUUAGCGAUGGAGCUCUAGAAUCCGAGCUCUUGAUUCAUUCCUUCACUAUUCGUGAUAGCCGAUCAAGGGAGACGAAUAAAUUCAGAAAGAUCAUGUCUUUGAUCAACAACGAUGUCCAGCAACAAUUUAUGGCAAGCGUCUCAAUAUCGGGAGGUACUGAAAAGCAUAUGAUUGUGAUGCUUACAAUUGACAGCCCAAGAAUUAUCGUUGCAUUGGACUAUCUUUUCUCUCUUCAAGCAUUUGCUAAUACGGCCUUUGCAUCCGACGAACCUCGGCCUAUUGCAGAUGCGGAAGAUCUUUCGGAAGACGAUCCUUUGAGCCCUGCUGAAGACCGAAGUCGACAUGAGGAGGAUGACACCACAGAGGAGGAAGGUUCGGGCAUGAGUGUCUCCUUCCGGAUUAAUAUUGUGGAUGCGCAAAUUAUUCUCAUUGCCAACCCAACUAUUUCAAAUACUGAAGCUAUCGUUCUGGGCACAAAAGAAGUCCUUGUAUCGCGCCAAAAUGCUACCACCCUUCAGAUUACGAAAGUGGGCAUGUUCCUAUGUCGAAUGGAUAAGUUCGAGACAAGCCGUCUUCGAAUCUUGGACGAUUUCAGCGUUCAAAUGUCCAUGGAAAGUCGAAGUCAGGGCAAGGACUCUUCACUUACUUCCAUACACAUUGGAAUUGAGCCUCUUGUCUUGAGGUUGUCAUUGCGUGAUAUCCUUCUUGCGAUGCAGAUCAUGAGCAAGGCAUCCUCUACAACGCCGCAAGCAAAAAUUCAAGAAGAUACAGAACCGAAGAAAAUUGAAGAGGUGAAAGUAGCUUCCACUAAACGAAGAUCGGUCGGUGGUGCCACAGCCGCUUCAACCAAAAGAUCCAAGCAUUCCAAGUCAAUCUCGAAGCCUCAAUCGAAAUCAGUACCCAAGAAGUCUAUUGUCAUGAGUAGAGAAGAACUGGUCGCUCAGAUUGACGGCAUACGGGUGAUUCUGAUCGGGGAUAGGCACGAACUUCCAUUGCUAGAUUGGAGCGUAAAAAAAUUCGAUGUCGAUGUUCGAGACUGGUCAGGUGCGAUGACUGCUGACACAAAGUUUGACACUUUCCUUAACGUUUAUAACUUCUCCAAAUCGGCAUGGGAACCAUUGAUCGAGCCGUGGAAGCUGGGCUUUCAUAUGUCGAAGCAGGUGCAACCGGAAGUGUUGUCGAUGGAAGUCUACUCGCACAAGAACAUGGAACUCACAAUUACCUCCGCAACCAUUGCUUUAGCAUCGAAAUCGUUCGACUUCUUGUCUACAGACGAGGACAUCCUAUCGAAACCUCGUGUUGCGGAUGCACCUUAUCGGAUCCGCAAUUACACUGGCUUCGAUCUUAGUGUUUGGGCGGACGAGAAGAGUGAUACCGCCAAUGCUGCCAAAUUGAGUGACGGUGAGGAAUAUGCUUGGCGAUUCGAAGAUGCUACUUCAAUGCGUGAACAUCUGACCCCCGAAGGCAAUGCAGGCCUGGUCGGUGUCAAGCUUGAAGGCAGCGGCUUUGAUAGUGUCAGCCGCAUUCCUGUCAUUCGGGAGGGUGAGACAUUAUACAACUUGAAGCCGCGCAAAGACAACGUGCAACAUCGAAUGCUGGUCGAAGUGAAAUUGGGGUCUGACAACGUCAAGUACAUCACCAUCCGCUCUCCACUUCUUGUUGAGAACAAGACGCAAAUCCCGAUUGAGAUUGGAGUCUACAGUCCCGAGGAUGGUCAUCUUCUCAAAAUCGAAAAGGUUCCCCCAGGAGAGGGCAAGCCAGCACCAGUUGGUGCCGCUUUUGUACAUUCACUUGUUAUUCGACCUGAUCAAGGAUUUGGCUACGGUUGGUCGAAUGAGCGUUUAUUCUGGAAGGAUCUCCUGAAGAGGUCUACUAGAACCCUAACUUGUCAAUCAGAGGGUAAAGACAACUCACCACCGUUUUAUUUCCAGAUGCAUGCGGCCUACAAUCAGAAAGACCCCAUGACAAAAAUUUACCCAUUCAUGCGGAUCCAAAUUUCGGCACCGGUCGAAGUCCAGAAUCUCUUACCAUACGAUUUCAAAUAUCGAAUAUAUGACAAAAACACGAAGAAAGACUGGACAAAUUUUCUACGGAAGGGUGGCGUCAGCCCUGUACACGUCGUUGAACUCUCACAUCUACUUCUCCUCAGCGUCGACAUCGAGGACACUCCUUUCAAGCAAAGCGAAUUUGCCAUUAUCAACAGCAACACUCAGGAAGAGUUCCGUCGGGAGAAAAGCCUAAGCCUGAAGGAUGAGUAUGGAACUCAGCUGACCCUGAAAUUGCAUUACACCAAUAUCAAGGACAGUGGCGGCGCAUUUCGAGUUUCGAUCUACAGUCCAUAUGUGCUUCUCAACAAGACUGGCCUCGAUAUGAGUGUUCAGAGCAAAGCUUUUUUCGGAUCAUCCAAAUCUACCGGGCCACAAGGGGCCCGAACAAGUUCCGGUAAUGGCAAGGCUUUACCCAUGCUCUAUUCCUAUGGAACGGAUGAUCGGAAAAACCGGUCGCUGCUGAAAAUCGGCGACUCAUCUUGGAGUAAACCGCAAAGUUUCGACGCGAUUGGUAGUUCCUACGAGGUUGUCCUGCCAUCAGCCAAUAGCCGUUCUGAGCUUCACGUUGGUGUCUCUGUCGCUGAAGGGGAAGGCAAGUACAACUUGAGCAAAGUCGUCACCAUAGCCCCAAGAUUCGUGCUCAAAAACAAGAUAGGAGAGGCAAUUGAGCUUCGCGAGCCUGGAUCAUCGGAAGUCAUCAAGGUAAGGAAUAACGAGUUGCUACCUAUCUACUUCAUGCGCCAAAGUCCAGAAAAGCAACUUUGUCUUUGCUUCCCAGGAGUGGACAACCAGUGGUCAUCACCUUUCAACCUUGCAAACAUUGGCAUGACACACGUCAAACUAGCAAAGCAUGGACAAAGACAGAAGCUGCUUCGUGUUGAAAUUAUCCUCGAGGACGCGACUCUUUUCUUGCAUUUCAGCAUCGAGACCAAGCAUUGGCCGUUCUCAAUGCGCAAUGAGAGUGACACUGAGUUCUUGUUCUUCCAGGCCAACCCCAAUAUCGCGGAAGAUGAGGAGGAAGAUCGUGGUAGUGGAUGGAAGCCCAUCCGAUACAAGCUCCCUCCACGAAGCAUUAUGCCAUAUGCGUGGGAUUAUCCUGCGUCAAAGAACAAGGAACUCGUUCUCACGUCACGAGGCAAGGAGAGAUAUGUUAAGCUGGCAGAGAUAGGAAAUUUGAUUCCAAUCAAGCUCCCGGCUACAGAACGAGGCGGCCUAAUGAAAGUGAUUGAUGUCAAUAUUGUUGCAGAUGGUCCAACUCAAACUUUGGUGCUCUCAAAUUACAAGCCUUCAAGAUCACUAUACCGUCAAAAGACUGGGGCGACAACUGCCUCGCAAACCAGUUUGAAUCAAGGAUUCGAAGUCAAGCAGAUCGAGUCGGAAGUCAACUUCAAGGCCGAACUUCGGCUGGCCGGCAUUGGAAUCUCUCUUGUCAACACCAAAAUGAAGGAGCUUUUGUAUCUGACAUUCCGUGAGAUAGAUCUCAAGUAUGGCGAGUCCAAACUCUACCAGACAGUGAACGGAACUGUCAAAUGGAUACAGAUCGACAAUCAACUGUAUGGUGGAAUAUUUCCCAUCCUGCUUUACCCCAGCGUGGUGCCAAAGACUGGCAAGGAGAUGGAGGCUCAUCCUAUCUUCCAUAGUAUGGUGACUCGAGUCAAAGACGAUUCAUAUGGUGUUCUCUACAUCAAAUACGCUACUCUUCUUCUUCAGCAGAUCACCAUCGAAUUGGAUGAAGACUUCAUUUUUGCCAUGCUUGAUUUCCUCAAGGUGCCGGGAGCAUCAUGGGCAGAGGAGAGAGAAGGAAAGCUUUGUGAUGAGGACUUAGACGUUCCUGAGCCGACUCUGGAACAACAAGGUCAAGAUGUCUACUUUGAGCUCCUCCAUCUACAACCCAUUCAACUCGAUCUAUCGUUUGUUCGAACUGAACGGAUCAACGCGGAAGACACCAUUGUGAACAGUCCCCUCAUGUUCUUAGUCAAUGUGAUGACCAUGUCCAUCGGCAAUGUCAAUGAUGCUCCGAUCAAGCUCAACGCCCUUAUGCUCGAGAACGCGCGGAUCUCGAUUCCUGCUCUCAUGGCCAACAUCCAGAAUCAUUACACACAAGAAGUGCUCAGGCAGGUGCAUAUUAUUCUUGGAUCUGCCGACUUCCUCGGGAACCCCGUGGGUCUGUUCAAUAGCGUCAGUUCAGGUGUUGCUGACAUCUUCUACGAACCAUAUCAAGGCCUAGUCAUGACCGACCGACCUCAAGAGUUAGGCAUUGGCAUCGCCAAGGGAGCCAGCAGCUUCGUGAAGAAAUCAGUCUUCGGUUUCAGCGAUAGCAUGGCCAAGUUCACUGGUUCUAUGUCUAAAGGCCUCGCAGCUGCGACGAUGGAUAAAGAAUUUCAAGAUCAGCGGCGUAUGUCCAAGAGCCGAAACCGGCCGAAACACGCACUGUAUGGCGUGACGUCCGGCGGCAAUGCUUUUGCCUCAAGUGUGGCAAGCGGUAUCGGUGGGCUUGCACGACAUCCGCUUGAGGGGGCAGAGAAAGAAGGAGCAUUCGGAUUUGUCAAAGGGGUUGGAAAAGGCGUGCUAGGUCUGGCAACGAAGCCCGCAAUUGGGGCGUUUGAUCUAGCGUCCAAUGUUGCGGAAGGGGUACGCAACACAACGACAGUCUUCGACGCCGAAGGCCUCGACCGUGUACGGCUGACUCGGUUCAUUGGUAUGGACGGCAUAGUCCGUCCAUAUUCGCAGCGUGAAGCGCUUGGACAAUUUUGGCUCAAAACUUGCGAUGACGGCAAGUUCUUCAACGAGGAGUACAUCGCUCACUUAGAGCUGGAGGGUCGAGACAUGUUGGUGAUGAUCACAUACGACCGGAUCCUCAUGAUUCGCACCAAGAAGCUGAGAAUGGAGUGGGACGUCAAGUUGACGGAUGUGCAGACCAUCAGCAAAGAACGCACGGGGAUGAGCUUUGGUUUGAAGGGUGGCGCCAAUGGGCCGUUUAUCCCUGUUGCUGACGAGGGCAGUCGGAAUUGGCUGUACAGGCAGAUUGCUAUUGGUGAGUUGAUGGACGGCAGCCUUUCGUUCGAUGUCCAAGAGCUAACUUUGGGAUCUAGCGGUGAAUGCUUUCAACGACAAAUACAAUGCUAA